This is a messenger RNA of Punctularia strigosozonata HHB-11173 SS5, 1688 nucleotides long. RefSeq lists its product as uncharacterized. The coding region runs from base 38 to 1561 and encodes 507 amino acids. The record is from RefSeq and is a predicted model, not a curated record. NCBI's taxonomy places the organism in Eukaryota, Fungi, Basidiomycota, Agaricomycetes, Corticiales, Punctulariaceae. The transcript has 2 exons.
CGCUCCGCCGUCUCCAAACCAGGACUCGCAUCCAUCUAUGAUCAUCUCUGCUCCUGAUGACACCGUUCGGGAUCUCAAGGACGACGCCUCGAUCAUCUCCACCGGCACCGUAUCGUCAUCCAAGUCAUCAUCCGAACAACUCCAGCGCGCCCGACUAGCCAAGCUCUCUCGCCACCUCGGGGAGGCCAUCCCCGAAGAACUCGUCCUCAAACCGGUAGUGGCGGCGGUCCCUUCAACGAGUUCCAAACCCGCCGAAGCAAGCCGCCGGCAGGUCACGGCAUCGCGUCCGCGACGCCCGCGUCCUGCGCGAAGGAUGAGCCUAGACCUGACCAGCUUGAUCAAGUCCUCGACCGCGUCCACCGCCGCUGCGAUCCCCACGCCUGCUAUCAACGCCACUCGCUGGGGCCUCACGCGGUCCAAGUCGCUGUUCACCGGAAAGGCGGAGACUCGUAGGACCCUUCCCGCGCGGCAGCCGCUCAGCACGGUGUUCAACCAGCAGUCCUCGUCCGACGUGAAGCUCGAGGCACCCGCAGCAGCCUCUAUCGAAACGACCUCGCACGAGCCCCUGUCUGAGCGUGACCGCGCGUUGAACGUGAAGCGCGCGCGCAAGAUGGCCCAGCUUUUUGGCUCGGACCCUCCGCCGGCGCUGUUCCAGAUCACGAAUCUCCACGGGGUACGGGACGACGCGCUGCUGACGCCGCUGUCCAAGCGCGGCUCGCUCGCCACCUUCGUCUCCACAGAAGAAGGCCUCCUUACUCCCGUGCAAGGAACCAACGGCAACAAGCGCGCUUCGUGGCAUUCGCAGACGAGCGCCGAGCGCAAACGGGCGUCGCUGAUCACGUUCGUGUCGAGCGCCUCGGCGGAGGACGCGCUGUUGCUCGCGCCGCUCGACGCUAAACGCUCGUCCUCGCUGCACUCGGCGGACAGCAAGCGCGCGUCCGUCAUCACGUUCAUCUCCACGCUGGACGAGGUGCCGGAACGGACAGCAGCCUCCCCCCGCGACCUCGCCGCCGGGCACGCCAACUCUUUCUUUUCGCUCACCAUCGACACCCAGGCCGCCUCGGCGCACGUCCCGUCCUUCGACGACCCGCCUGCUUCGGCCCCGUUCGCCAACACGAUCCCCCUCGCGGGCGCCGCCGCCGCCGCCGCCGCCGCCGAGAAGAGCUCGCUGUCGCGCGCGAACACGCUCGGCUCGCUCUCGGGGCGCUCCUCGCGCUCGCUCCGGCGCUCGGCCGAAUCCUCGUCCUCCUCCGCCGCGCCCGCGCCCACCGAGGCGUGGGCGCUUCGUCGGCGCGCGGCCAAGCUGUCCCAGUUCUUCGGCGUGGAGUACAACGACCUCGACCCGGCGCGCGUGCGUCCCGCGUCGCCGCCGCCUCCCGUCCCCCCGAUCCCCGCGAGGCCGCUCGAGAUCCCUGCGCCGCCCGAUUCGCCGCCGCUGGUCGACGUCGAGGUGCAGCACGUGGGCAGGCGGUGGGGCGUCAUCCCGAGCGCGUCGCGCGAUCGGGUGCAGGACAUGAACGACGUCCGGAACCGGUUGAGGCAGAUGCGCGCUGCGUCUUAGAUACGUAGCCGGCUCGUCGUCGUCGUCAUCAUCCGAUUUGGCCCUUCCCCCCCCCCCUUUUUUUUUCGCGGCUUGGACCCAUCGCGGGGAUGUGUUCUCCGUGCACGACGCCGUGCUGCUCCAACCC